Molecule: messenger RNA, 1301 nt
Organism: Gossypium arboreum
Lineage: Eukaryota; Viridiplantae; Streptophyta; Magnoliopsida; Malvales; Malvaceae
Exons: 2
Coding region: 527-1012 (161 amino acids)
Source: RefSeq, a predicted model, not a curated record
GAGCAGAGCACCCUCUAAAUGCUCAUAAUUGGACUUUGAUCUUAAAGCGACAGAUAACUGAUAAUUAUGUAAUAAAAUGAUGAUUGCUGAUUAUUAUUCAGAGGAGUAUUGGGUGUUGGAUUGUUUCAUAAUUCAUGCCAUACCCACUUCCAUAUUUCAAGAAUGAAAAAGUUGCAGUUAUUCGUAGAAACAAUAACGUUUAAUUAUUGAUGGAAAAUACCAUAAUUGAUUAUUUUCAUCAAUCAUGUAAAAAAGGAUUUGUAGUCAUUUUCAUUAGUUGUAUUUUAGAAAUAAAUAUUAAGACAAAUCCAUGGAAAGAAAAAUGGGUUCAAAGUCAAUCUUUUUAAAGUGGCAAAAACGCCAUCGUUUACUUGCCCAUCGAGAGAAAAGCAGGAAUGCUUCAAUUUCUGUUCUACUUCUAGGGCUACCCCAUUUCUCUUUCUCCCACAAGCUCUGAAAAAAGUAAGAAAAGCAGAGAAGAGAAGAGAAGAGAAGAGAAGAGAAGAGGUUUUGUCAAUUUGAAACAAUGGCGACGACAGGGCAGCCAAAACGACAAGGACAACAGCAGCAGCAGCAGCAACAACAAAAUAAAACGACGGAGAAGAGAAAGCCAGUGUUUGUGAAAGUAGAUCAGCUAAAACCAGGGACCAAAGGCCACACCUUAGUCGCCAAGGUAUUGUCCUCUAACAUGGUCCUUCAAAAGGGUCGAGCCGCUUCUCGAAAUCUCCGCCAAACCCGCAUCGCUGAGUGUCUUGUUGGAGACGAGACCGGCACUGUCCUCUUCACUGCUCGUAAUGAACAAGUUGACUUGAUGAAGCCCGAUGACACUGUAAUUCUUCGUAAUGCGAAGAUUGAUAUGUUUAAGGGUUCUAUGAGGCUGGCUGUCGACAAAUGGGGCCGCAUCGAGGUCACUGACCCUGCCAACUUUGUUGUUAAAGAGGAUAACAAUCUAUCUCUUGUCGAGUAUGAGUUGGUUAGUGUGCUUGAAAAUGACGAGAUUGCUGAGACCUAAGCUGCUGGAUACCGAAAGAGUUCUUAUGGAUUGGCCCGAUGAUUCUGGUUUACUCUUCAUAAUGUUGGCGAGAUGCUAUUAUGGUACAAUUUUCAUUGUGAACGUGUUGGGUUUGGUAUACAAAUCUUGCUGAUGGUUGGUCUUCUGCAUCAUACUUUUUAACAUCUAAUGGUCUAGGUUAAGUACUAGUGGAAUAUGUACAAGACUGCUUUCUAGUGAACAAAUUGCAUCUGGAAAUUUAAGUGUUGAUAGUAAGAUCUUUCUAAAUCGAGUUGUUCGUUGCUUUAAA